This is a messenger RNA of Coffea arabica (coffee), 2031 nucleotides long. The record is from RefSeq and is a predicted model, not a curated record. NCBI's taxonomy places the organism in Eukaryota, Viridiplantae, Streptophyta, Magnoliopsida, Gentianales, Rubiaceae.
GUUUUUCGAUGAACUAAGUAAUCACCUGCCAACUUCCAUUACAAAAUUUUCCUCAAAUUAGAUACCUUACCAACUUCUCCUAAUUUAGCGCAAAUGCCUAGCUUGUCGGAACCAAUAUCAGAUUCAAGUUCUCUUGACGAAAUUUGUGCGGUCAAAAUCUAAUAUAUAUCCUAGACAAUACUGCAGAGCCUCUCAGAUGAUGGUUUAGUCUUGAAUCAUUUUCUAACCUCACAUUGUCAUCCCCCUUGUGACACCCUGAAUUCAUCUUCUAUAGAGAGUCUUGGGGGCUACCCCUGGCAGCUUGGCAUUGCGUUCUCAUAAAAAAUGCAGGGUUCCAGCUGCUUCAUCCUUUCUCUCCUCCUAUUUUCUCCCAUAGUAUCUUCACUUUCUUCUGCACUUUCGGACGAAGAAGCAUCAGUAAUUGCUAUUGCUGAGGGCCAAUUCUCAACCCUUCCUGAAAAUGGCGACUUACCUGAUGAUUUUGAGUUUAAUGUAGACGUUAAAGUUGAAUGUCCCAAUCCAAGGCUUCGACGUGCCUACAUUGCGCUCCAAGCUUGGAAAAAUGCCAUACAUUCUGAUCCUUCAAAUUUUACAGGCAAUUGGGAAGGGCCUGAUGUUUGCAGCUACAAUGGUGUAUUUUGCGCAACUGCCCUUGAUGAUCCAAAUACAACAGUUGUAGCCGGCGUCGAUCUCAACCAUGCUGAUAUUGCAGGCUACCUUCCUGUUGAAUUGGGAUUGUUGAAAGAUGUAGCUCUUCUUCAUCUGAAUUCCAAUCGUUUUUGUGGGAUUGUUCCCAAAAGUCUGUCCAAGCUCGCAUUAUUGCAUGAGUUGGACAUAAGCAACAACAGAUUUGUCGGCCCUUUCCCUAAAUCAGUCCUUUCGAUGCCUAGGCUUAAGUACCUCGACAUCAGGUUCAACAAUUUUGAGGGAGAGUUGCCUCCUCGACUUUUUGACAAAGAUCUUGAUGCAUUAUUCGUGAAUAAUAAUUGGUUCAAUUCAUAUAUUCCUGAGAAUCUCGGGAAAUCUCCAGUUUCUGUGGUGGUAUUUGCAAAUAACAAGUUCAAAGGCUGCAUUCCGUCUACCAUUGGUAACAUGACAAACACCUUGGAUGAAAUUAUAUUCUUGAAGAAUGAACUUUCAGGGUGUUUGCCAUCAGAAAUCGGACAGCUGAGGAAUACAACUGUCGUCGAUGUUUCAUUCAAUUCAUUCUCUGGCAUCCUGCCGAGGACAUUCAGUGGCCUUGAAAAGGUCGAGUUCUUGGAUCUUUCUCACAAUAUGUUGACAGGCUUUGUUUCUGAUGCCGUUUGCCAGUUGCCAAGUUUGUCAAACUUCUCAUUUGCAUACAACUACUUCAACGGAGAGGGAAAACCCUGCGUGCCAAAUUCUAGGAAAGAUAUUGCAGUGGAUGAUACAAGUAACUGUUUGCCAGACAGACCGAAACAAAAGUCCCAGAAAGAAUGCAAUCCUGUGGUGAGCAAGCCGGUUGAUUGUAGCAAGGCCAAAUGUGGUGCGUCCGUCGUUCAUUCUCCUCCACCACCAGUCUCCUCCCCACCCCCUCCCAUUUUCUCCCCACCACCACCACCAGUAGUCCACUCCCCACCUCCUCCAAUCUAUUCCCCGCCACCACCCGUCUUACAUUCCCCACCCCUGGUAGUCCACUCCCCACCACCUGUGGUCCACUCUCCACCCCCUCCAACUUAUUUCCCACCACAACCCGUUGUUCACUCUCCUCCCCCACCACCUCGUGACUACUCUCCACCACUACCCGUUUCCUCUCCUCCUCCUCCGCCACCUCCAUAUCAAGAUGUUGUACUUCCGCCAACUAUUGGUGCGGUCUAUGCAUCACCACCUCCACCAAUAUUUCCGGGAUAUUAGCUGAUACUAAUAAACUGAUGGGUUUUACUUAAAAUUACCAGUAACACCACCAGUUUUGCUAACCAAUAGCACUAGUAGUUAUUAGAAGAAACAGAGGGAUUAAUUUUACCAAUUCAAAGUGGUAUUUUGGUCGCGUUCCUAUGAUUCAGGAUACGA